AUGGGCGUGCACGGGCUGUGGCAGCUGCUGCAGCCGGUGGGCCGCCCCGUCACGCUGGAGUCACUGCAGGGCAAGCGUCUCGCGAUUGACUCGUCGAUUUGGCUGUACCACUUCCAGCGCGCGAUGCGCGAUCGCGACGGGAACACGCUGUCCCAUGCCCACUUGCUUGGCUUCCUGUGGCGCAUUUUGAAGCUCUUGUUUUAUGGGAUCCAGCCCGUGUUCGUGUUUGAUGGCGGUGCGCCCAUCCAGAAGCGGCGCACUAUAGCGAACCGCAAGCACCGCCGCACGCUGGCGGGCGAGUCAGUGGCGCGCGCCGCUGAAAAGCUGCUGGCGGCACAGUUGCGGCAGGCGGCGCUGCGGCAGGUCGCGCCUGCGCCGCCGUCCGAGCUCGACAAGGGCACCGUGUACUACGACGAUGCGGAGCGCAGCCCACCGCGGCCCGCGCGCCUACGCGACGUGGCGCCCGUGCCGGCGAAGCAGGCCGCCAGGGACCCGUACCAGCUGCCGGCCAUGCCGAAUGAGGCGUGGCCGCCGUCCGAUCCACGCGACCUACGCUUUGCCACCGAGGCUGAGCUGCGUGACCUGAUGAAGACGAUCGCGCCAGAGGACCUCGAUAUCCACUCGGAGCUCUUUCGCAGCUUGCCGCCUGAGCUGCAGUACGAGCUCGUGGGCGACUUGCGCGCGCAGUCCCGCGGCACAUCGUUCCAGCGUCUCCAGGACAUGCUGGCUGCCGCACCGACGCCCAUUGACUUCUCCAAGGCCCAGGUCUCGUACCUCAAGACGCGCAACGACCUCACGCAAAAGGUCCUGACUGUCACAGACGAGAUUGGGCAGGCACAUAUCCAGGUGCCCCUGCGUGUCGCAGGGAGCCGAAGCCGCGAGUAUGUCCUCACGCAUAUCGAGGGUGGCGAUGGCGGGUUUGCGCUGGGCACUCACGCCCCAGGCUCGUCGCGUGAGCGCGCUAUCCAAGUCGACGAUGACGAGCCCAAGACUUGGCAGAACGUGCAAGACGAAUGGGACCCUGCGGAGAUGGACGACGUCGACAUUGCGCCGGCAGAGUCUGUGCCUGACCCUGAGCUGGACGUCCUUGUGCAUGCGGAGCGCGAUCCCAUUCAGCGGAAAGAGCGGGCACUAGCAUUUCUGCGUGCUCGUGCCGAGCAUCAUCGACGCCAGAAACACCGCGACACGGGCAUGGAGGCGCUAGAGGAGCGGCUCUAUGGGCACAUGGAUGAAGUACAGGCGUCUGAGGCCUUGUUCCAUGCCGACGACGCCGUAGGCGACGAUGAAUGGGACGAUGUGCCGCUCGGCGCAGCGACUUCCGCCGAGCCGCAGGCGGGACCUGCUUCAAUCGUUGAGCUCACCGGGCCAGCGUCACAAGAUGGCGCAAGCGGUGCUUCAAGCAGAGAGCAUCUCCGGCAUGAGGCUGGGUGGCCCAUGGCUGACCCAGCUCCUCCGUUGGAGGCUAGCCAUUCCGCCGUGGAGGCUGCAUGGGUGCCUAAAGCACAGGUCCCAAAGGCUGAGAGCCAAGAACAGGCACCAGAGAUUGAGCGAGAGGCACCGAAGAGCGAGUCUCCGAAGGUAGGAGCUUGGUCAAGCGAGGCAGCCGCCGAGGAGCGGGGCCUAACUCCUGAGGUACGCCCCACGGCAGCCGAGGAGCGGGACCCGACUCCUGCUGAGAUACACCCCACGGCAGCCGAGGUACAAGAGGCAGUUGCCAAGCCUGUCGAGCCAGCCGGGGGAGAUUCCUUGCCCGUGCACCAGGUCCAGCCUCUCAAAGACGAGCCGGUGUCGGAGUGCCCCCCCCACCUGACUGCAAGCGUCGAGGCACCGGUGCUGCCGUCCAUAUCACCCCCUCCAGUGCCUCAAGAGAGCCACCCGCCAGCGCCUGCUGAGGCGUCUCGCACGCCCGAGGCGCCUAUGUCUGAGGCGCCUCUAGACUCGCCCACGGUCUUGCAAAAGCAACCUGCCGAUUCUGCCUCACCCUAUGCAUGGUCGCCUAGUCCGUCGCCUGAGCCGGUACGGCUUGGCGCCGACGGCUUUCCUCUGCCGUCUGCGGAAGAAGUCGAGCAUAUUGAGGCAGUCGAAGAGCAGGACAUGGCCAAGAUGGAGCAGGACCAGCGGGCGUUUGCCUCGUUUCUAAGUGAGACGAGUGGCCGAAGCCUGCCCGAGAUGCAGCAAGAGGUGGAUGCAGAAGUCGAGGCGCUGCGGCAGGAGCGCGCACGGCUGCGGCGCUCGGAAGAGGAAAUCACCUCGCAAAUGACCGCCGAGAUCCAAGCCAUGCUCCGUCUAUUUGGGCUGCCGUACAUUACCGCUCCGAUGGAAGCGGAAGCGCAAUGUGCGCAACUCGCGACGCAGCGACUCGUCGACGGUAUCAUUACGGACGACAGCGACGUCUUCCUGUUUGGCGGCACGCCUGUGUACCGCCACAUGUUCAAUCCCCAGCGCAUGGUCGAGUGCUAUCGGCUGCCGGACAUGACGCGCGAGUUGGGCCUGGACCAAGAGCGACUGAUCCAGCUGGCCUUCCUGCUGGGUAGUGACUACACAGAAGGCCUCUCUGGCGUGGGACCCGUGCUGGCCAUGGAGAUUCUCAGCGUAUUUCGCAGCCUGCCAGACUUUGCGCAGUGGUGGCGCCAAGUGCAGAUGGGCGCAGACACAGAUCUGCUCGAUCGGCACCACAAGGUGCGCCGGCGCAUCAAGCGCGCGCUGCGUGACAAGGUGCACUUGGAUGCCGAUUGGCCCGACGCAAACGAGGAGCACGCCUAUAUUCAUCCGAUUGUGGACGAUAGCGACGAGCCGUUUGUGUGGGGUCAGGCAGACUUGGACGCGGUGCGUGCCUUCCUCUACGAGCAUCUCCACUGGCCUACCAGUAAGACGGACCAGUAUGUGCGGCCUGUCAUCGAGCAGCAGCACAAAGCCGCCCGCCUGCAGCGUAUGCAGACGACGCUGGACCAGGCAGGCUUUGUGGCGCCAGUGCCCCCUUCAGCGGCGAACCGCAUCAGCUCGGCGCGUCUACAGCAGGUGGUCCGUGAUUUUCGGCAGGCCCAGAGCGCCUCGACGAGCGACGACGAACCGAGCGCCGAGCCGCGCCGUAAGCGUCCACGCAGAUCGGCACGCGAGGCCAAGCGCCCAUAA
Malassezia sympodialis ATCC 42132 is the source of this 3132-nucleotide messenger RNA. It is a transcript of the gene RAD2, whose product is annotated as ssDNA endodeoxyribonuclease RAD2. NCBI's taxonomy places the organism in Eukaryota, Fungi, Basidiomycota, Malasseziomycetes, Malasseziales, Malasseziaceae. Gene Ontology annotation, molecular function: single-stranded DNA binding; DNA endonuclease activity. Gene Ontology annotation, biological process: nucleotide-excision repair. The record is from RefSeq and is a predicted model, not a curated record. Gene Ontology annotation, cellular component: nucleus.